This is a messenger RNA of Sipha flava (yellow sugarcane aphid), 1711 nucleotides long. RefSeq names its product cilia- and flagella-associated protein 251-like. The coding region runs from base 1 to 1467 and encodes 488 amino acids. Gene Ontology annotation, cellular component: motile cilium. The record is from RefSeq and is a predicted model, not a curated record. Gene Ontology annotation, molecular function: protein binding. Lineage: Eukaryota; Metazoa; Arthropoda; Insecta; Hemiptera; Aphididae. The transcript has 10 exons.
AUGACAAGAGAAGAUAGAAUAAGGAACGAAUAUAUGAGAGGAAGUAUUGGUGGAGUGUCGAUAGAGGACAAGAGGAGAGAAAAUAGACUGAGAUGGUUUGGAUAUGUGAUGAGACGAGAGAAAACAAAAGCAGUAAGAGUGGUUAUAAAAACUAACGUUGAAGGGAAAAAACAAGACCAAAAAAGGUUUGAUAUGAUUGAGAAUAAUAUGAGGGCUGUUGUUGUGUGCGUAGAGGAUGAAAUUGAAUGGUCUUUUGGUUGGAGUUGUGAUAUUGGAUUGAUUAGUAUUUCAAAUACAGAAACGAAUGAUCAAUUAUUGCGGGCGUUUUUUGUUAGUGCCCAAGUUGGUAUUGUAUUUGAGUACUGUUAUAUGACAAAUAAAAUGAUGAAUAUGAACAUGUUAACUGGUCACCGUAAUUGUAUCAGUAGUUUCGAUGUCAACUCGGACGGUCGUUGGUUGGUCACAGUCGACAAUGGUGAUAACUCAAUGCUAAUAAUUUGGAAUUCUUUUGAAAAGAACCCAAUUUUAACUUUACUCUCGCCGUUUAAAAUGGGUAUUGCCAUCGUCGUAAAAUUCAGCAUUGAUUCAAAAUAUUUGAUUACAGUUUCGAUUGAUACCGAUGGAGAACAGACAAUCAGUCUAUGGGAGUGGAUGUUGGGCUUAGAAGAACCUACUUAUUCAAGAAAACUCAACAAAAGUUUUAAACCAAUCAUUCAUUUAUCGUGCUGUGACAAUAAUCCAAAUUUCUAUUGUUUUACAACCAAGAAACAUGUAUUUUUCAUGACACUGGUAGAAAAUUCGAAGACAUUAAUGAUUAAUGUUCCCAAAAAAAAUCCAGAACAAAAGAAGUAUAAUUACACACAGUCAACAUAUCUAACAAACUUCCGUCAAGUCGUAUCAGCAUCUACUGGAGGUUCAAUCACUGUGUGGGACGAUACCAUUUAUAAUACAAGGAGAUUAAAAAACACAAAAAUAACAAACAACAAACAAUUUUUAAAAAAUAUUCAAUUGGAUGAUUAUCCCAUUACUACUAUAAUUUGUCAAAGAUUUAUAAUAACGGGAAAUACGAAUGGUGAUGUAUUUAUUUACGAUCAAUCUUUGCUUGUUCUAUUCCAUUUAGACAAGUUGGUCGGUAAUUCCAUCACUUCCAUAUCAAUGAUUAAUGCCAAUUUUAUUGAUAAAGACAGUGUAUUUGAUAGAAAUGUGUUUAAUAAAUUGGAAUACAUGAUCAAAAUCAUGCCGCACAUCAAUAUCUACUCUGAACAUACAACACAAGAUUGUGAUAACAAACCCAGAUUUGGUAUAGAUUUUACUACCCGCCAAGACUUUAAAUGUGAUCCAUUUCUAAUAAGCACAAGAAAUUGUAAAAUUUUCCAAAUCGACAUUUUUAGAGAAUUUUGUGUUCAACUUGUUGAACAGUUCAUUGAAGCUUCUGUCACUGCAUUGGAAGUGCAUCCAAAACAGUAAAACAUCGAAUAAUAUGCAUUUUUAAUGUCACAACACAUAGUCACGCGUUUCUACGACCCUUCAUUGAUUUUUACAAGCAUAAAUAUAUGAAACAUUUUUUAUAAUAGGUCAUUCGUAGUACUAGGUAAUUCAAUCGGCGGGCUUGGUCUGUUUGAUUAUAUGACAAGAAAAUUAGUUAAAACUGUAACGAGCGACACCAGCAGCAAGGGAAUUAAAAAUAAUAAAAAUCAAGUUACUUGUAUUA